Larimichthys crocea (large yellow croaker) is the source of this 3991-nucleotide messenger RNA. RefSeq names its product toll-like receptor 6. Lineage: Eukaryota; Metazoa; Chordata; Actinopteri; Sciaenidae. Gene Ontology annotation, biological process: toll-like receptor signaling pathway; inflammatory response. The record is from RefSeq and is a predicted model, not a curated record. The coding region runs from base 930 to 2534 and encodes 534 amino acids. Gene Ontology annotation, molecular function: signaling receptor activity; protein binding. The transcript has 2 exons. Gene Ontology annotation, cellular component: plasma membrane.
CCUAGCUCAAAGCACACAGCUGUCACCUGAGCUCCUGAAACUGACUGCUGGAAACUGAAGUCAUGUCCACACAAAGCACAAACAUAGCAAUUCUGAUUGGGACAGUCGCCAUUAUGUCCCUAAUCAAAUAGAACUGCAUGGCUGUACAGGAAGAUGACAUGGGAUUCAAACUGUGUGUCACAUCGAGGAGAGGAGUGAAAGACCUCUCCAAUCAAAAUCUACUGGAUGUUGCCUCAAAUCUUCCCAAUGACACACAGUAUUUGGAUAUUUCUCACAACUUCAUCCGAAGACUGAACGAAGCUCCGUUUUCCGGACUGUCCCAGCUCUGUUGCCUGAAGGUAACUCACUGUGGCUUGCAGGAGAUCUCCUCCAGCGUAUUCAGUCACACACCAGCUCUCAAAGUUCUCAAUAUAUCUUACAAUGACUUACAUAUCAUCCCUGACAUUUCACUGAAACAGCUGAAAAUCCUUGAUUUGGCUAACAAUCUGUACACCAGCUAUCAAGUUCCACUAUCAUUUCAAAAGCUAACGAGUCUGGAUGUGCUGUCAUUAGGUAGUACAGCUGCUCCAUCCAUCCACUACAAUGACUUUGAUCCACUGAUGAACAUUUCUCUGUAUCACCUGCUUUUGGGAGCAGGAAUUCAGUGGCAAAACUAUGAUCCUGGUGCACUUGCAAAAGUUAAAUCUCUCCAAAAAAUUUCCCUGUUUGCAUGUUUUUGUGGGAAUUUCAGUAUGUUAGAGAAAGUCCUUGUAGACCUGAAUGUGACAGGAGUGACAUCAUUGAGAUUCAUCACAGUUUUUCCAGACAUCUGCAAUUUGACAGGCAACCCCUUUAAGAAGCUGAGAACAAUGCCAUUCAUACAGAAUCUGACCAUAGAGAACACUUGGAUAAACAGCUCAUUCAUGGAGGUGCUUCUGAAGAACGUGUGAAUGUCCUCCCUUUAUGACCUCGCAUUUGUCAACAUCACUUAUCACGAAGAUAAACCAGAUGGGUUCCAGUUUCGCACUAUUAAUCACACAGUCAAUGUUCGCUCAAUUACCUUUAAUGGUGUGCAUCAUUAUCAGUACAGUUACCCCACAAUCAACAUCAGCACUGAGGCCGUCUAUAAUCUGGCUUAUUUAAAGUUCUCUGGGAGCGGAAUGAACAUUUUACCCUGCAAACUCAUAUCUGCCCUGCCAUCACUUGAGACGUUAGAUCUGUCAGAUAACCUCUUAAAGGAUUUUGGCUUUUGGUGGUUUCAAUGUUCGAACACCUCCGUCUUCCCCAAACUGAGGAAACUGUAUUUAAGCAAGAACCGCUUCAGCAGCCUUUCCUUUAUCUCAAAGAAAACACAUCAGAUGAAGACUUUAGAGUCUCUAGACCUCAGCUUCAACUCCAUUGAAUUGGAUAAGGCGUGUUCUUGGCCUGCUCAUCUUAUUGAGCUCAGCUUGGGAAAUAACAACUUGGGCAAUAGUGUCUUUAAAUUCCUGUCAUCAAACUUUGAGAGGAUUGACUUGUCAAAGACAGGAAUAACAGCUAUAACACAAGAAAAUCUGUCUCAGUUUCCAAAGCUGACACACCUCAAACUCAGCUCCAACAGCAUCCAGGUUAUCCCUGCAGAUCUCAUGGCCCCAGCUCUGCUCAGUCUCUAUGUAGACCAGAAUGCUAUCACAUCUAUAUCCAGGGAGGUCUUUCCAGGACUCCCCAGGCUUCAGACCUUUAAAGCUGGAAGCAAUCCAUUCGUCUGCUCAUGUGACUCCUAUUGGUUUGUCACUGUUCUUAACAAGUCUAUGCUCCCAGACUGGCCCUUUGAUUAUACAUGUAACACCCCACCAUUGUUUGCAGGCCUGCCACUCUCUGAGUACAAAACUGGUCAGUUGUCAUGUGAGACAUGGCUUCAGGUUGUAGUUGCUUUUUCUGUAAUAAUAGUUAUAUGUAUAGCCUUAGGUCUAGUUUUCUAUAAAUGUGACGGAGCGUGGUACAUAAAGAUGUUAUGGGUGUGGAUCAGAGUGAAGAGGAGAGGCAAGAAACACUCCAACAUGUUGAAGAAUGCAUCAUUUAGUUAUCAUGCGUUCAUCUCCUACAGUCAUCAGGACUGUGGCUGGGUAGACAGUCAGCUAGUGCCAUCUCUGGAAGGUUCUGGGUUCUCACUCUGUGUUCAUGCACGUGACUUCAUCCCUGGUGACUGGAUCAUAGAUAACAUUAUCAACUGUGUGGAAUCCAGCUAUAAGACUCUGUUUGUCCUCUCCAAACAUUUUGUCCAGAGCGAAUGGUGCAACUAUGAGCUCUUCUUCGCCCAGCACAGAGCCAUCAGCAUCCAGAAGGACUCUUUAGUCUUCAUAUUACUGGAGCCCAUUCCAGCUGACUCUCUGCCCAAGAAGUUCUUGAGACUUAGACAUUUACUGAGGCAGCAGACGUACCUCGAAUGGCCAAAAGAUGAACGGAAGCAGCAGGUUUUCUGGUCAAGUCUUAAAUCCAUGCUGCAUAUGGCAGACAAAUCUAUGGUCCUAAAGGAUGUGGCCACGGCCAUUUCAGAUACAGUAUCUCACUUUUAGACCACGAAUAAGAGCUCAAAGAUAAGUUCCCCUUUUUUCAAGUCUAUCUAAAAACGAUACUCACAUGGAUCUGUAAGCACUGGUUACAACACUUUUUGGUUGCUACAUUUUUUCUGUAAGGGACAUAAAUGUUACCAUUUGGUGCAUUGCACCAGAGUAAGUCUAAGGCUAAUUUUCAUCUUCAGUACUCUGAUAGGUCAUGAUUAAAACAUCCAUACAGUAACAGAACAAUACUAAACACACCAGACAAAUAAUAAAUGAUACACAUAUCAAUGCAUUCCAAAGAUCAGCCAAAGCUAAGCUGAAGCCAGACUAAAUAACGUGAUAAGUUUGUCACUGUCCCGUUAUAACGUGAAACUUUUGGACAAACUUGACAGUUAAAAACUGUCAGUACUGAUUUUUUACUAAUCACAUAUAUUUCAUGAUAUUUACAGUAUGAUCACAGUUAUCACCAAUUCUCUUUAUAUAUAAUCAGCUCAAUGAUGACAACACACAAAACGAAUGGUGUAUAUUGGUGUUUACAGUCAGUGGUGAUCAGUUUUAGUUGUUUCAUCAUCAGGGAAGCUGCUCCUGGGACUCUACUGAGGAGUGCACUUUUAUCUCAGUCUAGAAUAUCAUAGAUCAACAACUUCUAUUCAGUGACUCAAACCCUCAGUCUCACUGUACUGUCAGUAGAUUAUUUACCAUUAAUUAUAUUCACAUACUUAAUGGCACUAGAAUCUUAAAUUAACAUUUCAGAUGUGGAAAACAGAAUUGUAAUUUUAGUCAUGAAUUAGAGAUAUAUGCAACGUAACUGUCAUCAAGCUAAUUAGUUAAUAUGCUUUGGUAUUGAGUCAACAAUUUUAUUGUUGUUUGGACUGGUUGUUACAAAUAUAUGUUUAUCAUCAAAAAGAAAUAUUCUGAUUUUGGUGUCAAAUGUUUCAGAAUUAAAUUCAGCUCAGCAGAGAGAUCAUUUGUUCUGUUCUGUGUUCCUGUCCUCUGUUUAAUUUGAGCAAAUGUCUCCACCUACUGUUUGUAAUGACACAUACCAGAAUAAAAGAAUGAAUUAGGAUGAGACGACAGGAAGCAAGUAUCUCUUUUUUUAAUCUAUAUAAUCCAUGAUAACAAUUGUAACUCUGCUCUAAUAAAAAUACACUUGUAUUUACAGAAGUUUUUAAUUUAACUACAUGCUUUGCUCAUACAGCUGCUGAUAUCAUUUGUAUUUAUGUUUAUACACAAGGUAUCAUAUAAAUCCAUGUAAAUUAUCUAAAUGUUGUUGCUGCUUUAUAUAAGUCAGUGUACUGAGCCCUGACAUUCUUAACAUAAUAUGCAGGCUUAUAAUAUAUGAUACCACUUUGUAUGAGGCCUAUGCAGUUAUAAAUGUUAAUAAACAUAUUAACACUUCAUACACAUGUUGUAAGUCAUUUUCAAUUUUUGUCUUGUGAUAAGCACUUCGACUGCUGUUUGUCCUAACUAAC